Trichoderma asperellum CBS 433.97 is the source of this 795-nucleotide messenger RNA. RefSeq lists its product as uncharacterized. NCBI's taxonomy places the organism in Eukaryota, Fungi, Ascomycota, Sordariomycetes, Hypocreales, Hypocreaceae. The record is from RefSeq and is a predicted model, not a curated record.
AUGCCAGAGACAGAAGACCACACAUAUCAAAGCUCCUCGCGAAGGACCAAGCGGAAGUAUAUCGCUAUCAACUACUACGAAGACCAUUCCGAUGAAGAAGACGAAGAAGAAGAGUUCCACCCAUAUGAAAUGGAACAUCAAAAUAUCGAUACUAAGACCGAAGAAGACUUUUUCAACAUGGCUGAUCGCCAAGUCGCAGAGCAGGCAGCCUAUCAGGAGGCAGUAGAUCAUGCUGUAGCGUUAGCAAAUCGAUUUACAAGCUACCACAAUUUACAUGUGGACCGAGACUUGCUUGGACAGCCAGAAAGAAAUUUAUCCGAGGGGAGUGAAGCGCUGAAUUCCGGCGAACUACCCAAGACUAUUGAUAAAUGGGGAGGGUGUGAAUUGGUUGCGGAGAGAGAUGGAACCUUCACGUUGUACACUGAAGGGGGUGAAAGGCUACUUAAAAACAUCCUAUCAGACCAGAUGGAAGAACUCUUCGUGAUGGAGGAACGAGAUGGGUUUAUUACCGCCAAUUCUAUAAAAGAAGACCGUUGGAUAGUUGCAAAGGUACUGCCCCGUGCGAGAAACCUUUACAAGGUUGAACUCCUAACUCCUACUGCCAACAAACGAAAGUCGCAGACCAAGGAGAAUUUUUACACGUCAUUCUCGAUAAAUACAGACAACUACGACACUGCUGAGAAUGAAGAAGGACAGAGGCGGGCACUUUCUGACAUGGGACAUGCAAGUACAGGAGCAGUAUAUAUUGGCUACUCGAUGUAUAUGCUGGGCCCAGUCUUCGUAAGGCCCCCCUGA